AUGUCGAGCAACUCCCCGAACAUCGGAUGGUUCAGGUACGAAAUCUCUGCUUCGAUUAUCCAGUUUCAGCUAGAGCCUAGCCGCCGCCGCCGCCGCAACCGACGUUGCUAUGCCUCUUCUCUUCGCAGACUGCUGCUGAAUGAUACCAGUCGCCAGUCAAUGGAUGAGGGAGAAUCGAGGGAUCUGGAGGUUCGUCGUUAG
Linum trigynum is the source of this 201-nucleotide messenger RNA. NCBI's taxonomy places the organism in Eukaryota, Viridiplantae, Streptophyta, Magnoliopsida, Malpighiales, Linaceae. The record is from the annotation of a GenBank genome assembly.